Myodes glareolus (Bank vole) is the source of this 7323-nucleotide messenger RNA. RefSeq names its product DnaJ heat shock protein family (Hsp40) member C1 (gene Dnajc1). NCBI's taxonomy places the organism in Eukaryota, Metazoa, Chordata, Mammalia, Rodentia, Cricetidae. Gene Ontology annotation, cellular component: endomembrane system. The record is from RefSeq and is a predicted model, not a curated record.
GAGGCCUGGGGAAGCCUCUCCCACACGGCAGCCUGGGGUGCCGGCGCUUGCUCGCCAGCUGUUCCUAGGCCCGGGGCGAGGAACUGCGAAGGGAGAAGGGGUGCGACCGGUCACCGCUCGGGCAGGUCCGGCCUGUCGUCCUCUCCGAGUCUACUGCUGCUCCCGUCGGGCGAGCAGCCUGCCUAGCAGCUUCCGGCGGCUGCCCGCGCUCUUGACUGACAGGCGCCGUCCCCACAGCCCGCGCCCCCAGCCACGUCCCCGUUCUCGGCCGGCGUACGGCGUGGCUGCCCCCGACCUCUGAGCCCUGAGCGAUGUGGGCUCCCGACUUCGGCCCCGCGCGGCUUACUCAGCGUAGGCGUCCCGGGCCGCUGUCGUCCUCGGUUUCGCCACUGUGGCCGCUGCUGCUCUUGCUGCUGGCGGCCGUGGCGCCGGUGCGCGCCUGGGAGAGCGGAGACCUGGAGUUGUUCGACUUGGUGGAGGAGGUGCAGCUCAACUUCUACGAGUUCCUCGGGGUGCAGCAGGAUGCUUCAUCUGCAGACAUCAGAAAAGCAUAUCGUAAGCUUUCACUAACCUUACAUCCAGACAAGAAUAAAGAUGAAAAUGCAGAAACUCAGUUUAGACAAUUGGUGGCCAUUUAUGAAGUUUUAAAGGAUGAUGAAAGAAGGCAGAGGUACGAUGAUAUUCUGAUCAAUGGACUUCCAGAUUGGCGACAGCCAGUAUUCUACUACAGACGAGUAAGAAAAAUGAGCAAUGCUGAGCUGGCAUUACUCUUGUUCAUUAUUCUCACAGUGGGUCAUUAUGCUGUGGUGUGGUCAAUCUACCUGGAAAAACAACUGGAUGAGCUGCUUGGUAGAAAAAAGAGAGAAAAGAAGAAGAAGACAGGAAGCAAGAGUAUGGAUGCAGCGAAACUUGGUGCUUCUGAAAAGAAUGAAAGAUUGCUAGUUAAACCACAAUGGCAUGAUUUGCUUCCAUGCAAACUGGGAAUUUGGUUUUGCCUUACACUAAAAGCAUUGCCUCAUCUAAUUCAGGAUGCUGGCCAGUUUUAUGCAAAAUACAAGGAGACAAAAUUGAAGGAAAAAGAAGAUGCAUUGGCUAGAAUUCACAUUGAAACACUUCAGAAACAGAAGAAAGUUAAAGUUAAAAAACUGAAACCAGAAUUUCCUGUAUAUAUGCCUUUAGAAAAUGCAUAUAUUCAGUCUUACGAUCAUGGAACUUCUAUUGAAGAAAUAGAGGAGCAAAUGGAUGAUUGGCUGGAAAACAGGAGUAGAACACAGAAAAAGCAGGCACCUGAAUGGACAGAAGAGGACCUAAACCAACUGACAAGAAGUAUGGUUAAGUUCCCAGGAGGGACCCCGGGUCGAUGGGAAAAAAUUGCCCACGAAUUGGGUCGAUCUGUGACAGAUGUGACAACCAAAGCCAAGGAACUGAAGGACUCAAUCACCUGUUCCCCAGGAAUGGUCAGGCUCUCUGAACUGAAGUCGAAUGUGCAGAAUUCCAGGCCCAUCAAGAUAGCCACAGCCUUGCCAGAUGAUAUCAUCACCCAGCGGGAGGACUCGGCAGGGACCAUGGAGGAUGAGGGACCAGAGACUGCAGAGGGUGAGCAGGAGAUAAUGGCCACAGAAGUCCGGCCUCGGAGGCGGAAGUCAGCCAGAAUGGCUGAGGUAGUCACCAGAGUGGAGCCAGAGGAGAAGAUGAGAGGAAAGAGGCAAAAAGACUUUGAUAUAUCAGAACAAAACGAAUCCAGUGACGAAGAGAACCAGAGAAGAGAAAGAACCCGUGCUACAGAGGAGACAUGGACUCAGAGUCAGCAGAAACUUCUGGAACUGGCCUUACAGCAAUACCCAAAAGGAGCCUCUGACCGCUGGGACAAAAUAGCCAAAUGUGUGCCAUCUAAGAGUAAGGAAGACUGUAUUGCUAGAUAUAAGCUGCUGGUUGAACUGGUCCAAAAGAAAAAACAAGCUAAAAGCUGAAGCUUCUGGAAGAUGAUUUUUCGCCAUCAUUUUCCAAAUGAGUACUUCAGAAAUCUCAUGCAGAAAUUUGCAUUUUGUACCUCAGUAUUUCUAAACGUCAUGUGCCUUAGUUUAAAAAAAAAUCAAUCAGUUCUGUGUGGUGCUGUUUACAGCUUUGUGUCUCGGGGAAGGGUAGGUCAUUCUGCAGGUUUAACUUGCUCUCACUGCAGAGUUUACUUUGCUGGAAGAUUUCAAAUAAUGUUCUAGCUCUCCUUCUGCCGUUUCUCUGAGGGGCAGGGCUCUCUCUCUCUCUCUCUCUCUCUCUCUCUCUCUCUCUCUCUCUCUCCUUCUCUUUCUCUCUCCCCUUUCCCCAACAAACUUCCUUCCCAUGUUAAAAAAAAAAAAUAGUGUUCUAGUGCCAAGCAGACAGGGAGCCUGUGAAUGAACUAACAUGGAGGAAUUCCAGACUAAUACGUUCUCUUAAUAAUGUAGCUGAAGCAGCUGCUUGAGGUGCCAUACACCAGCACUCAGAAGGCAGAGGCAGGAGGACCCCUGUGAAUUUUAGGCCACCUUUGUCUACAUAGUAAGUUCCAGGACAGCCAGAGCUACACAGUGAGACCCUGUCUUAAAAAGCAAAAUUAAUUCACUGCUAGGACUGAGCAGUGAGACCAGGUAACUUAGAGAUUUAUACCAGGCUAACCUCAAGCUGGCUGGCAGACAGCAGCGAGAGGCCAUCUUAACUGGCUCAGAAAAACGUCUGAGUUAACAAGAGCAUGUGCUAAUAUAGUCUGCAGAGUUAUUCCUAGAGCGCUUGCACAAGGUUUCGGGAGCCAAGAAGAGGGUCCCGUUUCUCAGUGGAUAGGUUGUGCUCUGCUGUCCUGUUGACUCUUGAGCCCUCUCGCUCGUGGAUCUGUCACAUCUGCUGAGCAUGCUGGAACGUGCAGCAGCCUAACCUGGAAAGCAGUGAGGGACCCACAACACAUUUGAGGGAAGUGAUUUGAUGUCUGUAAAGAUGUCCUUUUCUCUAAGGAUUGAGAUAUGGUGGCAGAGGUCACCUCUGCCCUGAAAGUGUGCACAUUGAGGACAUGGAACUAGGUAGACCCUUCCCUGAGCUCAGACAACAAGGGAAGCCUCCAGGCUCUAACCUGUGUGAAGCGCAUCUCAGACUCAGCUGCAGAAGAGCAAGUGAAAGAGCAACUGAGCAGCUUGUGUCCUGGAGCAAUUUCGUCCCCUCGCUCUGUGGAAAAGGGACCAUGGAGACAUGGAGAAGACACUUCUACCUGACAGAGGUGGCUUAAACAAGACAGUGAGAACCCAGGAGGGCUAGCCAGAUGUGGGCCUGCAACUUUCUCCCAGCACUUCUGCCCUGGAGCUGAUGGCCUAUGAAGUGGCCACUGUACAUUCCAAGCUGACUCCAUCCCACCCAUCCAAGGCAGACAGCAUGCGGUAGAAACACAGUAGAUUGUCCUGGAUGAGGGCCAGCGUCAGGCCUGCCUCCCAUGCAGCUUGUGACAUCUGUGAGCACCCUUUACAGUCACAGUGCUUUGAACUGUGUCUCUGUCAUGCCUAGUACACAUUCCUGGGUUUCUGUAUCCAAAUUUAUCUCCUAGCAGGACAUAGUGAUAUACACCUGUAACUCUAACACCCAGGAGGGACUGCAAGUCUGAGCUUAGCCUGAUCUAUACAGUCAGUUCUAGGCCAGCCAGGGCUACAUAGUAAGACCCUUCUCAGAAGCACUUUGUAAAACACAACUGGUAUUUACUUCCUUCACACUCCUUAAGAACACGAGGCCCCAGCAAGGCCUUCCUAGAAAGAGCUGGUCCAUAGCAGGAGGGACGUCCCAAAGGGACACACCUGAAGACCAGCCCAGCCAGUUACACCAUCUGUGGCCCUUUUUUAGCCCCACAUAGCAAACCCUGGGAUCUGCAGGGCCCAGGAGUGUCUUGUGCUCAGCAGGACAGGACGUUCUUGCGCUUCUGUCAACUCCCAGUGCCCUCUUGAUGUGCAGUCUCCAGGUAGACCCGCUCCUCAGCUUUCUACUCCCUGACCUGGGUGUGUGAGCCAGCAAGUCUUCUCCCAUCUCCCCACCUACCUUGUGUUGUUUGUUUGUUAGGCUAGGGAGAAGUUGGUUGUGGCCACUACCGUGUGGAAUCUUUUUACCCUUAUUAGAUGACAGAGACCUGCCUAAUGUCCCCAUGAGAGGAACUUUCCAGCCUCAUCCGCAGACCCCAUUCUUGAACCUUUUACAGCUGCUCACCAGGGUGAUCUAGUCCUGCCUCAUGGAUAUGGAAUUUCUUUGAGACAUUGCCUCUAGAUUUUAAGACAUUCUUGUGUUUUCAACAAUGAGUGGAUCAAUCUCACACUUGACAACAGUCAGGCCCUUCUGAGAGUAGUUGCUAGGCUGCAGCUAUGCUUUGCCUGACACCCUGUGAGACCCGUCCACACCAUCAUAUACACGCUGGGGGGGGGUCUGUUCUCUGUGACCCCCCCCACAUCAUCAUAUACAGCUGGAGUCUGUUCCCUGUGACCGCCCACGCCAUCAUAUACAGCUGGGGUCUGUUACCUGUGACCCCCCCACACCAUCAUAUACAGCUGAGGUCUGUUCCCUGUGACCCCCCCACACCAUCAUAUACAGCUGGGGUCUGUUACCUGUGACCCCCCCCACACACCAUCAUACACGCGCUGGGGUCUGUUCCCUGUGUGCUACACCUGGCAGUAGGUGAGAGACACCUCCUAAGCUGGGGCACUUUCAGUUCUAAUGCAGCUGGAAAACAGAAUUGUGCAUAGUACUUCUGUUAGCUGGGAAUGACAGAAGGCUUCAACUUGGCACUUGACUUCUUGAGAGCCAUGUACCUAUCUACCGUCUUUGCGUGGCCACCCAGACUCUCUCAGUUUUACCAGUGUUGGUGAAGCUGACAGGCCAGGAUAGGCUCCCUCCAACUGACAUCCCUGUCUGGUGGUCCUUGAUCUAUGGGUGGACUCCUGGAUCAACCCAAUCUUCAGAGGCCAGUCUUCCUGGUGCCCCAGGAUUUCUAGCCCAUGUGCUGUAUUCAUUUUGAGGCCAGUGUGCAGGAGGGCCUGAGGCUGAACCUCAGAGGGGCCAAGACCCAGCUGCCCUCAGCUAGCCUACGACCGGGACAAGUUGCUUUAGCAUCUGUUGGGGACUAUUUCCUGUUUACAAAAUAUGGGUGCUAAUAUCCGAUGAGACCACACCAAACCUUGCCCACCUCACUAGCUCUUCUCUUUGGCACUAAAUGUGGUCAGCCUGGUUUCCAACACUGCUUCCUCGAAUGUGGUUCAAAUGAGGGUAGAUUUUGAGUCAAAAGAAUCAUGUCUGAAUCCAAAUCUAGACCAGUGAGAAAAGGAGUAAGGGCCAGAGGGUGUUCCCGCUUACAUCCUACACCCAUCGAGAGCCACGGCUUCGGAGCUGCCUCUUUCAGAAACUCCGAGAACCAAAGACACCUGGACUGAGUGUGCCCUGAUAAGUUCUGGGCCUAGCUGAGGUCCACCCUGGGAGGGACGCCACCUGGGUCAGGCUCCUCUGCCUGGCUGCAUCUCUUGUGUGGGUGCAUCUCCACUCAGCAGAGUGGCUGUGGAAGCUGCUGUGCGGUCUCAUGUUCUGCAGUGACAUCACCCGAUCAAGGCUAGGUUCUAGUUACAACACAUUUCAGUUACUUCAUCCUUAAGUUGUAAAACCUCUUACCCUGAUUAAUGGUCCUAAAACGGGGCCAACUUCCAAAUAUGUGUUUCUGCUCUGAUUUCCCAUUAUAAGCUCACUCGGAGUUGGCAUCCAUGAGGCAGAUGCUAUUAGAAAUCGGGUCAGCUUCAAUGGUAACCCCAUAGGCCAAAUCUGCCAGAGUCCACUCAGGUUUCAUGAAUCCUUCGCAGCCCUCCCAGGCAGCUUCCAAAGACUGGAGGCCCUGGAAGUUCUUUGUGGGAUGUGAAAUUGAAGGAUCCCAGCACUGGCCUGGACUGUUUCUGUGAGGACCUGUUCUUCUCAGAAAUAACAAGAAGCCAUGAGUGUUUUCUAUAGCUAAGGCUAACCCUGCUGUCAGCUGUAACCUGGUCACCUGGACCUAGUUCACAGAUAGCUGUGGGGUUGUUCCAUGAAAAAACACUAGGGAGGGUUUCCACAGACUCUGGAAAAGAAAAUAGCUUCAUGUUGAAUGGAGGAAGGGGCGUGCUAGCAAUGUUCUGAAAUAUGCACAGAAGAGCUGGUUCCGACCCUUGGCCUGCUCCCCCAGGGACAGGCCCAGGAGGAAGCAGGCAGCCUACAUCCUCCUGCCCUGCCUGAGAUGGUGUACUGCCUAGUGGUCAAGAUCUAGUACCUGGAUUGGUCCUGAAAUGAACAAGUCAAAGUAGGAGGGUAAGAGUGUCCUCAUUGAGCAGCCUAUCGGUUACCACGUGGGCUACUCAGUGCAGUGAAGCCCACCAUGUCAAAGAAAUCCUGCCUUUAAAGCCACAACAAAAAGCACGUCUGUAAUCCCAGAACUUGGGAGAUGGGAGCGUACAGAUUGAUUUCAAGGUCAUACUUGGCAAGGGGCGGGGAGGGGGAGAGAGAGAAGAGAAGAAAGAAGAAAGGAGAGAGGAAGGAAGAAGGAAGGAAGGAAGGAAGGAGAGAGAGAGAGAAAAAGAGACGAUGUUGCAGAUGGCGGCAGCAGCAGGGGACGGAAGGUGCUGGGGAAAUGUCCGGCCCUAAACCUCAGCAGCAAGGAACACGUUCACAAAAGGGCAGAACAUUGAAGAGCACUAUUUUCUAAAAAACAGCUAAGUCACUGGUUUGUAGCCCCAGACCAUGUAGCCUCCCUUGAAAAACUCAGGGAAGGUGUCAUGGGCCUAUACACACUGAAACCUGGCCAGCAGAGACUUCUAGACUGCAGGAAAGAAACUGUAUCAGAGGCUCCCCUACAGUGAAGUGGAAAUAGGCUGCAGACAGUCUACAGGGGAUGAACCACACAUCAGCAAGGAAAACUGAGGGCUGGAGCCAGCAUUUGCAGUCACACUCCUGAUGGACAAGAACUGGGAUGGUCAUUUUUAACCUGGCCUGUGUACCUGGGUGAGGUGUCAAUGUAGUUGAAAUAAGAAUGUCCCCAUAAGCUGAUAUAUUUGAAUGCUUGAUUCCCCAUUGGUGGAACUGUUUGGGAAGGAUGCAGUGAGGAAGAAUAGCCUUGGGGCAGGCAGGCUUAGAAGUUUCAAAAGCCCAGGCUAUUUCCAAUGUUUUUCUCUCUACCUCCUAUUUGUGGGUCCAGAUGUAAGCUCCGAGCUAGUGCUCCAGCACCAUGCCUGUCUGCCUGUUGCCAUGCUCCCCAUUGUGAUGGUCUUGGACUCUAGUCCUCUGAAGCUGUAAACCCCCAAUAAAUUCUUUCUUCUCUAA